Molecule: messenger RNA, 1764 nt
Organism: Mus caroli (Ryukyu mouse)
Lineage: Eukaryota; Metazoa; Chordata; Mammalia; Rodentia; Muridae
Gene: Mtf2
Product: metal response element binding transcription factor 2
Biological process (GO): negative regulation of gene expression, epigenetic
Cellular component (GO): nucleus
Molecular function (GO): chromatin binding; DNA binding
Source: RefSeq, a predicted model, not a curated record
UAGUCCGCGGGAAACCAAAAUGGCGAAGGGCUGUAACGAAGUGGUCUGUGUUUGAGGCCGGUGUGAGCACGCACAUUCUCCUUCCCAACCCUCGUCCCCAAGGAACUCGGUGUGUGUGUGCGUGUGCGCAGGGCUCCCGCUGGGGCGGGUGCCCAGGGAGUGCCCGGACUCGCGGGGGAGCGCCCACCGGAACGAGAUUGCUUCUAUUUUCCUGUAUGAAGCGGUUGGCACCACUUAAGUGACCGAAUGAGAGACUCUACAGGAGCAGGUAAUUCACUGGUCCACAAGCGGUCUCCUUUACGUCGAAACCAAAAGACCUCAGCAUCCUUGAACAAGCUGUCUUUACAGGAUGGACAUAAAGCCAAAAAACCAGCAUGUAAAUUUGAAGAGGGUCAAGAUGUCUUAGCUAGAUGGUCAGAUGGCUUGUUUUAUCUUGGAACUAUCAAAAAGAUAAACAUAUUGAAACAGAGCUGCUUCAUCAUAUUUGAGGACAGUUCCAAAUCCUGGGUUCUCUGGAAGGACAUCCAAACAGGAGCCACUGGGAGUGGGGAAAUGGUCUGUACAAUAUGUCAAGAAGAGUAUUCAGAAGCUCCCAAUGAGAUGGUUAUAUGUGAUAAGUGUGGUCAAGGAUAUCAUCAGCUGUGUCAUACGCCUCACAUUGACUCGAGUGUGAUUGAUUCAGAUGAAAAGUGGCUUUGUCGACAGUGCGUUUUUGCAACAACAACAAAGAGGGGUGGUGCGCUUAAGAAAGGACCAAAUGCCAAAGCAUUGCAAGUCAUGAAGCAGACAUUACCCUAUAGUGUGGCUGACCUUGAAUGGGAUGCAGGUCAUAAAACCAAUGUCCAGCAGUGCUACUGCUAUUGUGGAGGCCCUGGAGACUGGUAUUUAAAGAUGCUGCAGUGCUGCAAAUGUAAACAGUGGUUUCAUGAGGCUUGUGUCCAAUGCCUUCAGAAGCCAAUGCUGUUUGGAGAUAGGUUUUAUACAUUUAUUUGCUCUGUCUGCAGUUCUGGACCAGAAUACCUCAAACGUCUACCGUUACAGUGGGUAGAUAUAGCACACCUAUGCCUUUACAACCUAAGUGUUAUUCACAAGAAGAAAUACUUUGAUUCUGAACUUGAGCUUAUGACAUACAUUAAUGAAAACUGGGAUAGAUUGCACCCUGGAGAGCUGGCAGACACACCCAAAUCUGAAAGAUAUGAGCAUGUUCUGGAGGCACUAAAUGAUUACAAGACCAUGUUUAUGUCUGGGAAAGAAAUAAAGAAGAAGAAGCAUUUGUUUGGGUUGCGAAUUCGUGUUCCUCCUGUGCCACCAAAUGUUGCUUUCAAAGCAGAGAAAGAGCCGGAAGGAACAUCCCAUGAAUUUAAAAUUAAAGGCAGAAAGGCAUCCAAACCUAUAUCUGACUCAAGGGAAGUAAGCAAUGGGAUAGAAAAAAAAGGAAAGAAAAAAUCUGUAGGUCGCCCUCCUGGCCCAUAUACAAGAAAAAUGAUUCAAAAACCUGCUGAGCUGCCUUUGGAUAAGGAAUCAGUUUCAGAGAAUCCUACGUUGGAUUUACCUUGUUCUAUAGGGAGAACUGAGGGAAUUGCACAUUCAUCCAAUACCUCAGAUGUGGACCUCACGGGUGCUUCCAGUGCAAAAGAAACUACCUCGUCUAGCAUUUCCAGGCAUUAUGGAUUACCUGACUCUAGAAAGAGAACUCGCACAGGAAGGUCAUGGCCUGCUGCAAUACCACAUUUGCGGAGAAGAAGAGGGCGCCUUCCACGAAGA